UGUCAUCCUCUCAUCUAGACAGAAACGUGGAUGGCGAAACUAUACAGGCUACAGACACAAGGCAGACAUAUGGAAAUGUAUGCAACAUAUGGACAUGCACACAUGUGGACAACUGAACCGGAUCUCAAACGGAACUUAUACACAAUCUGCCCAUAAAAUCCUGGGUGCUAUUGCGUCACUAUCCUUUGUCCAGUCUGCCUCAAAGCUAUAUCAAUGUCUUUCAUAAACCCAUUUUUAUUUCACCAAUCAAAACAUCCAUUGAAUAACCUAUAGUAAACAACAUACGGCAAUAAAAAGAGCUGCUGCAUUUUGCUAGUCCAACCUGAGCCAGACCGGACGAAUUUUGAAUAAAAAGGGCCACGGCCCACGUCUGAUCGGCAGUGGUCACCGUCGACUCCUUCUACUAGUCGUUCAUCAUGCAUCUCACCACUGUUUGGGCUUUAAGUGUGAUUGGUUUCAUUGGGUUUGUGCAUUCCCAUCCUUCCUUUAAGCAAGUGAUGGACCGCUCCGAUCCUUCCAAAAUUGUAAACGGAAUUCCAGCUUCCGCCGGUGAAUAUCCUUACAUGACUGUUUUGUUGUUGAACGGUUUCUUAUGCGGUGGAACCUUAGUCGGACCGUCCCACAUCUUGACAGCGGCUCACUGCUUGGCAGAUCACUCUGCCACAGAAGUGGGUUUAUUCACUGUUUACGUAAACACGUUGUCAAUCAACGGUGGUGGAACCGGCUCGGUCACUAGAGGAGUGAGCAAAUUCAUCAUUCACCAACUCUACAAUCGGAAUACUCAAGACAAUGACAUCGCCAUGUUGGUGUUGAGUUCGCCAGUAACCACUGUCCCGCUUGUUAAACUUCCUUCCAAUUCGUCCCUAACAACAACAACAACCGUCAAGCCAACCACCACUACCACCAAGCUGACAACGACAACCAAACCAACGACAACCAAACCGACAACUACAACAACCAAGCCCACUACGACGACCACGAAACCGACAACAACAACAAAGCCCACUACGUCGACCACGAAACCGACAACAACAACCAAACCAACGACAACAACAACUACGAAACUGACGACUAAGACGACUGCUAAAUCGACUACAUCAGUGAAAUUGACAAGCACCACUGCCAAGCCGUGUGCGUGUACUUGCCCGCAACCAACUUCACUAGCAGCAGUGAGAGCUUUUAGCACUUAUUCCAACAGCCCGGCCAUCAUUGCCGGAUGGGGAACAACUUCUUCAGGAGGAAGCGUUUCGAAUGUACUGCUCAAAGCUGACGUCACCAUCCAAGACAAUUCCGUUUGUACCAGCCAAUAUGGAAGCGGCUUCAUCGGAAACGACAUGAUGUGUGCAUCCGCACCGGGCACAGACACUUGCCAGGGUGACAGCGGUGGUCCUAUUUUUGUUAGCGGAGUUCAAGUGGGUAUCACCUCCUUCGGCAGUGGCUGCGCUGAUCCCAAUUAUGCCGGUGUAUACACCCGCGUCACUACCUAUCUUGGCUGGAUUUCGACAACAAUGACAAACAACCCAGCCCCAACAGUUGGCUAAAAUUAAGUUUCGAUUCCGUUUCUCACCUGCUGUCAUCCAAUCAGACCCAUCCUAACGUAGCAAAAUUCAAUUGGUCUUUAGUUAAGUAAGAAUGUCCUCUCCUUGAUUUAUUAUAGGGUUUAUAGAAGUGUGCU
Daphnia pulicaria is the source of this 1675-nucleotide messenger RNA. Its product is annotated as trypsin Blo t 3-like. Lineage: Eukaryota; Metazoa; Arthropoda; Branchiopoda; Diplostraca; Daphniidae. The record is from RefSeq and is a predicted model, not a curated record. Bases 417 to 1541 code for a protein of 374 amino acids. Gene Ontology annotation, biological process: proteolysis. The transcript has 9 exons. Gene Ontology annotation, molecular function: serine-type endopeptidase activity.